UCAGUGUUCAUUACUUCCAGAAACCCAGAGUGCUUCCAGUUCUCUUUUCCAGGCUGCAGCACUGCUGCCUUUGCUGACAUCUCUCUCUCCCCUGUGUGUGACCUCCAGCCCUCAGGAGAACCCGUGACCCUUUCUGAGAAUGUGGCCAUUAUCUCUGAGGGAACCACAGGGCUCGUCACAUGGGAUGCUGCUCUGCAUCUCGCUGAGUGGGCAACAGAGAACCCCAAGGUUUUCACUAACAGGACAGUCUUGGAAUUAGGAAGUGGAGUCGGCUUCACUGGACUGGUGAUCUGCAAAACCUGCAACCCCAAGACAUACAUAUUCAGUGAUUACCACCACUGUGUUCUCAAACAGCUGACAGAAAACAUCCGUUUGAAUGGCUUUACCCUGGAGCCUGAAACUACGAAUCCAGCCCAAGGGCAGGAGGCAGAAGGGCAGAAAUACCAACAGCCCAAACUCAUUGUUGCAGAGCUCGACUGGGGUUCAGUUACAGAAAAGCAACUGCUGGCUCUGCAAGCAGAUGUCAUCAUUGCAGCAGAUGUGGUGUAUGAUCCAGAGGUAACCUUCUCCCUUAUUGGCAUGCUACAGAAGUUCUCCACUUUAAGAGCAGAUAGAAAACCUGAGGUCUAUAUUGCCUUGACAGUCCGUAACGCAGACACUUACCACGUGUUCCAGGCUGAACUUGACAAAGCUGGGAUCAGAUGGCAGAUCAUUCCAGCCCACAGCAGUAGUAUUUUUCUCCAUGACACACAGCCCAACGUGACUAUCCUGCAACUAUUCAUAUAGAUUUGGUAAAUACAACACAGGAUUUCAGAGGAGCAGGAACUAUCUUAUCCUUGCUACAGGACUGUCUUAAAUUCUAGAAACAUCUGAGAGGCAUGCACCAAGAAUACCCUUCUGCACGUACCUCAUGUGCACGAGCUGUUGUCAAGAUGAGUUAUGUUUCUUCCUGCAGUUGCCAGCAUGCGUGCAGGCGAGCAGCUGCGCCUUAGAAGCAUCUGUGCACCACAAGCUGUACAGAAAAACGCCCUAAUUGUGAUGCACUUUGAUUCUGUAGAACCGAAUUCAAUUAUUUAAAUGCAGUUUUGAUUUGUAAACAACACAGACUCGCCCUGUGCUCCUGCAGGUGUGCAUCUCAUACUGACAGAGGAGUAGAACAGUGUUUUAUAAUAAACGUUUUUAAUACUAAAACCAGCUGUAAUUGAUGUCAGCUUUUUUGGUAUGU
This is a messenger RNA of Meleagris gallopavo (turkey), 1225 nucleotides long. The record is from RefSeq and is a predicted model, not a curated record. NCBI's taxonomy places the organism in Eukaryota, Metazoa, Chordata, Aves, Galliformes, Phasianidae.